Molecule: messenger RNA, 1173 nt
Organism: Neoarthrinium moseri
Lineage: Eukaryota; Fungi; Ascomycota; Sordariomycetes; Amphisphaeriales; Apiosporaceae
Exons: 6
Coding region: 1-1173 (390 amino acids)
Source: RefSeq, a predicted model, not a curated record
AUGUCCACGACGAAGAUUGUUGAUCCUGCCCGGGCGGCAGAGAGCAACUUACCAUAUAUCCUCGGGGUCACGGGUGCUGUUCACGGGGUCGCCUUGAUCAUUGCAGCGCUUCGGAUAUACGCCAGAGUUGUGAUACUAAAGGCAGCCGGGAAAGAUGAUCUCACUAUGGCCUUAUGUAUUCUAUGUACUUUCGGUGGCAUGCUGUGCUUUAUCCUUCAGGGAUACGUUGGGCUGGGAAAGCAUCAAGACACCAUAGCUGUUGCAGAUAAGACCGUGUUUGAUCACAUAGCAUUCUUCCAGUCCUUGAUCUCAGCUAUGGCCGCACUUGGCCUCCUGAAGAUCUCGAUAGCAUUCUCUCUUCUGCGCUUGAGCACAAAUAAGUGGUACUCACGUUCUUUGUGGGCUCUAAUCGGCUUCGUUGUCACUUAUACUAUACUCGCAUGGUUGACUUUGUUGCUGCAAUGCACGCCGAUGAGUGGAUUCUGGGAUAAGUCGACGAAACCUCAGUGCUACAGCAUUUUGCUUUUUAUAAAGUUUGGUCUUGCAAACACAGGAUUCAACAUCUUCACCGAUGUUUGCUUCGCAACAUUACCGAUACCGAUCAUCAUGAAUUUGCAGUUAAAACUACGGGUCAGGAUUUACUUGAUUAUAAUUCUUAGCCUGGGCUACUUUGCCGUCGCCUUGGGCGUCGUAAAAGCCUAUUUUCAGAUUCGCUUCGCUACAGAUACAGAUAAGACAUUCACACAAAGUAUUCAGUUCUACGGCUUUUUGCAGCUCAACGUCGGAAUCAUCGCUGCCUGCGCUCCGACCCUCAAGCCUAUUGUCGGCAAGGCCCUGAAGCUAUCCUCCUACGGCACUUACGGAAACUACAACGACCUGUCCAAAUAUGGAAAUCCAGCCCGGGCCACGGGCCGGAGCGGGGGCCUCAGUCGCAGUCGCCCGGCGGACGUCGAGGCCGAGUUCGAGAUGCACCGGCGACCGUUUGCCAACAACGACGAGUCAUACCGUACGAGUAUAAAGGGUGGCCAGGGCGCCGUUGUGACUGGGUCCGUAUACCCUUCGACACAUGGAGAUGGAGACAGAUCAGGGAGCGAAGAGUAUAUCCUGCAAGGCGCGAGGAAUAACGGGAAGAACGCAAUCGUUAUGACGACUGAGAUCACCGUGCAAAAAUGA